Falco peregrinus (peregrine falcon) is the source of this 2722-nucleotide messenger RNA. RefSeq names its product coiled-coil domain containing 124 (gene CCDC124). Gene Ontology annotation, cellular component: nucleus. Gene Ontology annotation, biological process: transcription by RNA polymerase II. The transcript has 5 exons. Bases 172 to 837 code for a protein of 221 amino acids. Gene Ontology annotation, molecular function: transcription coactivator activity. Lineage: Eukaryota; Metazoa; Chordata; Aves; Falconiformes; Falconidae. The record is from RefSeq and is a predicted model, not a curated record.
GAGCAGACCGUGCCCUUAGCAAAGAUGGCGGCGGCGGGACGCGCGCCCUGACGAGCCGCCGGCGUCGCUCGCCUCGCCCCGCCCCACCCCUCCCGCUGGAGCGACAGCGCGCACCGGUGACGUAUGAGACGCGCGACGGCCGGAGCGGUGGGGACCGGAGCACCUUGAGUGAUGCCCAAGAAGUUCCAAGGUGAAAAUACCAAGUCGGCUGCUGCCCGCGCGAGGAAAGCAGAGGCAAAGGCAGCAGCCGAUGCCAAACGUCAGCAGGAGCUGGAAGAUGCCUACUGGAAGGAUGAAGACAAACACGUGAUGAGGAAGGAACAAAGGAAGGAAGAGAGGGAGAAGCGGCGGCUGGAGCAGCUGGAGCGCAAGAAGGAGCUGCAGCGCUUGCUGGAGGAGGAAGACUCAAAGCUGAAAGGGAAGUCGCCCAAGCAGGUCACUCCGGGCAAAGUCACCAGGGCCCAGAUCGAGGAGACAAUCAGAAAAGACCAGCAGCAGAAGGAGAAUGCAGAUACAGUGGAGAAGGAGAAGACUCACUUGGAGGUCCCCUUGGAAGAAAACAUCAACAGAAGGGUACUGGAGGAAGGAUCGGUGGAGGCCAGGACAAUUGAAGAUGCCAUUGCUGUCCUCAGCGUUGCCAAUGAUCUGGACUGGCACCCCGAGCGCCGGAUGAAAGCUGCCUUCACAGCUUUUGAAGAAGUCAAUCUGCCACGCCUGAAGCAAGAGAACCCCAACAUGCGCCUGUCCCAGCUCAAGCAGCUCCUCAAGAAGGAGUGGAUGAAGUCUCCAGAAAACCCCAUGAACCAGAGGCACAAGGCUUACAACAGCCAAAAGUAGAACUAGAGCUGAUCAUCCCCCACGGACAGUGGGCUGGAGCCCCAAGGCUCUGCUCUGAUGAAAACAGGAGACACAAGGAACCUCCUCUCUUUUUUUUUCCCUUCCCUGCCCCCACUUUCUGUCUUUCUCUGUUCUUGGAUUUAAGUUAAGCAGGAGGCCACAGCUUGCCUCGGGACCCUGCAGCGUCCUGCCGUUGUCACUGACGGCCCGUCCCCCCGCCGUGCUCACCCCUUCACAGGCAGCUGGUGCAGGGCAACCUGGACAGACUAACACUACUCCCAUGCUUCCGAAUUUGGUUGUUGUCUUACGAGAAAAGCUACUGUCUCUCUCCCAAACCUUCAGCCUGGGCAGCACGUGCAAGGUGCAGCGUCAGUGCUGCUGUCUGCCAAGGUAGGGACCCCACCACGCUGGCUAGCACUGUGCGUUAACCCGCUCACAGACCUGAUCUGAGCCAAACCGCAUUCAUCCCUGUCUCUACCAUGGCUGCGCUGCACCCUCACGCUCUGGCAGGGUGAAUUUUUGCAACUGUCCAUGAAGAAGGCACUUACCCACUGUUGCUGGGAUGUCCCUGAAGAGAUUCCAGGCCGGGAUUGCUGUUGGCCCUGCCUGCUGCCAGCCACCUCCCUCCUCUUGGUCUUGCCUGGCGGGAGAAAGAACCACAACAGGAGCAGGAGCUCUUGUCAGCACGGGGUUGUGGGGAAGAGGGAAAAUAACCUUCCAUCUUCAAGGAGGAAUGGGAGAAAUAACACAGCACAGCGUGGUUCCUGCCUUGUCCGCACAGGACGCUGGUGCCAGACUUCUCUGUGUGACUUUCCUGGUGGCCUUGUCCAGAGCCUCACGCACUGCUGGUGGGACAGGAGGGUUCUUGACGGGGCUGCGACCCUGCUCUACCCAAGAACUGCACCGAGAAGGGAAGCUGCUGCUUCUCCCCAUCACUUCUUCCCCUGCCUGCUCCCAGGCAAGAAGGUGCCCUGUGGACCUGUGGAAGAGGGAUGUGGGACUGUCAGCUCCGCAGCUUCCUCCGUUCCUCCGCUGCUGGACGGAGGCUCUAACCUGGCUGUGCCGCCCCUGCUCCCCUCCGGCCAGAGCCCCGUGGUCUCUCCGCUGGCCCAGGCAAAAAGAAAUAGGUGAGCUCCCUUGGGAGCCCACGGCAGCACUGGGGCAGGGCUGGAGAGGCUUAGCCCCAGAGCCACGGCAGAGUCCUGCCCCUUGCCUUGAGCAGGCGCUGGGUUUUCCUCUUCCCUCUCCUCUUUCACAUCUCUUCUGGUCUCCUUUGGGAACGAAAUUCCUUCCUAAGGUCUAAACCCUUGGCCAGGCAGCAGUUGGCGCUCACCGGUGUGUAUAACCAGGGCUGCAAAACAGAGACAAACUCAUGGCGGGCUUGGCAUCCCGCUGGGGUUUCUUCUGACGGUAUUAAAGAAAUUGGGUUCAUCUCGAGCCGGGUAACGGGGAGCAUGUGGCCCCCACCCCUGCAGGGGAUCGCCGCAAGCGGGCAGGGAGGGUUGCAAGGAUCUACCAGGCUGCAGAGGCAUUUGCACCUUGGCAGUGAGGGGGUGUGAUGCUCUCGAGCUGAAGGUGAAAGCCUGGGGCCGUGUUUUGGGGCUCCCCCACCCUCUGCUUGCAGAACCGGGCUGAAGGAGCGGGGCCAGCCCCUGCCGGUGUGUGCCGCUCCCCAAGCCCAGCCGGUAAAGACAGGGAGGAACGCACCCCGUGUCUCCCCUUUCUGUGAGAAGUUUGUUGUGUUUGAACCCUAUUAAAAAUCAGCACACGCAUCCCCCCCCAAACCCUGUGGAGUUGUUGAAGGAAUAAAGGGUGGAGGGCUGUGGGUUCCCGGACUCGGGGGGCGCUUUCCGCCCCUGAAACGGCCGCUCAGAAUCCUGCUGGA